AUGGAUCAAGCUAGCAUCUCAUCGCCUGUGUCGUCUCCUGUGUCAGGGCCAGGAAAACGGCAAAACCCGCCCCCUCCACCACUGCCAUCAGCUCCCCCAGUACCUCCAUCGGCUCAGACCCGUCCUCCGCCUCCUCCCCCUCCAGUAACUGAGCCCAGCCCCGACAACACAGGUGAUAGCAGGAUGAGCUCCCAGACACCAACUCAUCCUCUAGGUAAUGAGAGUGAGGAGGAGAUAACCGAGUAUGAAGGAGACUAUGAUACAGAUAUAGCAUCAGGUGCCAAACACAAAGAUGCUUUGAAGACCCAUGUCCGAGACUCUAGUAUAGAUGAAGGGACAUUAGCCGACUCUUUCAGCCCGCACUCGCCCAGGAGUCCGGUAGAAACGCGGCCACCCAUCCCACAAAACACUUUCCAAAGUACUGCCCCUCGCUCAGCACCACCUCCCCCUCCCCCUAGCCAACCACCAAAGGCUGUCCGACAAUCAGUCGAUAUGCCGAGAGCUCCACCACCCCCAAUUCCGCAAACUAUGUAUACCCAAGAGGAUGAAACCCAUGAACGAUCCCGGGAGGAAGCUUUUGAUCAGUAUACAUCACCUGCUGUUCCUGCUCAUCGGGAUCGAGGCGAGUCCCAAAUUAAGGAUAUUCCGGACCCGGCAUCAUACGAGUUACCCCAGCACGCCGUGUCUUCUCAAGCCCCACGCCCAUCCCGGGGCUCAUCUGAUCUCCUAAGAGGCCAGACUGGAACCCGUAGAUCCAUGGACGUUUCUCGACCAUCAAUGGAUCAGGGCUACAUGGCUAAUGAUGUAGACCUUGCGUCCACGUCUCUCUGGUGGACGCAACCAAAUACACCUCCUCCAGUAUUCCAAGGUCGACGAGACAUUCUCAUUGAAAUGGAGGAAUCCUCCACAAACAAGCGAGGAGGCAAAGUUACCACAUCAAAGGACGUGUACAUCCUCUUCAUGGACUAUUCUCAGACAAUCAUAUCCGCACAAUUUGACUCCAAGAACCCAAUCGAUGUAGCGUUAGAACAGCGCCACGAACCACCACCACCCCGACUACGUCAAGACCAACUGGAGGAUGCCCAUACUCAAUUUGGCGCUCGCAUCUCUGAAUCAGUUGCUUCAAAACAAAAUACCACAGUGGGUGACGGUACGCCCCAUGCUCUUAUCCAGACACUCCUUGCCCCUCUAAAGGACGCCCUCCUGCCGGUUGGUGUCCGCAGCUACGGCGCCCUGGUAUACGCCAACCUAGCCAAUGCCUCUGUCCAACAAUUUGACGAAAUUCGCCCUGGAGACAUCAUUACCUUCCGCAACUGCCGUUUCCAAGGCCAUCGUGGCACAAUGCAUCAGAAAUAUUCCACUGAAGUAGGCAAGCCAGACCACGCCGGAAUCGUAUCCGAUUGGGACGGUACGAAGAAAAAGGUACGAGUCUGGGAGCAAGGUAGGGAAAGCAAGAAGACGAAAGUUGAGAGUUAUAAGCUGGGAGACCUGAAAAGUGGUGAAUGUCGUGUUUGGAGAGUCAUGUCCCGUACUUGGGUUGGAUGGGACGGAGAGCACAAAGCCUGA
Molecule: messenger RNA, 1566 nt
Organism: Trichophyton rubrum CBS 118892
Lineage: Eukaryota; Fungi; Ascomycota; Eurotiomycetes; Onygenales; Arthrodermataceae
Exons: 1
Coding region: 1-1566 (521 amino acids)
Biological process (GO): protein transport to vacuole involved in ubiquitin-dependent protein catabolic process via the multivesicular body sorting pathway
Cellular component (GO): ESCRT-0 complex
Source: RefSeq, a predicted model, not a curated record